Mauremys mutica (yellowpond turtle) is the source of this 5366-nucleotide messenger RNA. RefSeq names its product aspartoacylase (gene ASPA). The record is from RefSeq and is a predicted model, not a curated record. Lineage: Eukaryota; Metazoa; Chordata; Testudines; Geoemydidae. Bases 830 to 2014 code for a protein of 394 amino acids. Gene Ontology annotation, molecular function: hydrolase activity, acting on ester bonds; hydrolase activity, acting on carbon-nitrogen (but not peptide) bonds, in linear amides. The transcript has 8 exons.
UAGGAAAAACAUGCCCAGUCUUUACAGUUACAGAUAUUGUUAGUCCUAUCAUCUUCAUUGUAAUUAUUUAAGUGUAGAAGAUCCACUCAGCAGCCUAGUACAGUAAUUACUAGUUCACACGGGAUACUAGCUAAAGUAGCAGGGUUUUGCCCCUUGCUCCUAGUCUGGCAUGAGUUGUGUGCAUUGCAGAGGAGUCACUCUCUUCCUCAAGGGAAGGAGCCCUCAUUGUUUAAGUGGAGCAAUGCUCUCUUCCUGUCUUUAAAGCAGUGCUGAUAGGGGCAGCUCUAAGCACUAUGAUGCUUUAAGCAAGUUGGCAAAUAUCAACUCCUACCAGACUGCACUGACCUAUACAAGUAGUUACUGAACAUUUUGCUGCCCCCGGUAUUUUGCUUUCAGGGUAUUUUGCUUCUUUUAGAGUGGUAGAUGCAGCCCUAUGUUAAUAUUCUUUGGAGGCAGUCAAGUUCAGCUUUCAGUCUUUAGGGCAGACUCACUCCAACAGAGAGCAUUGUGGGGGAGAAUACACAGAGGAACCUCUAUAAAAUGAUUUAGACUAAAUAGCUUUAUUAUCAUUAGUAAUAGCUUUUCAAAGUCCUCCCAACCCUGCUCUUAAGGCUUUUGUACUGCUGCACAAAUAAAAAAGCAAUAAUUACAGAAUGCAAAAACAAAACAGCCCUAAAAUGAUAUUAAAGAAGCCAAAAUAAGUGCCUGAAUAAUUUUCCAGGGAUACAAAAUAUAGGUGGUGGCGCACAACACAGUAAUAACGGAUUACAUUGUUGUCAUCAUCUUAACUCAGAAGAAUGAAAACUCUUUAAAUGUUUCUUUUUCAUUUAUGACCACAAGUUCACUAGAGUUAGUACUGGGAAACCAGGAGUUAAACAUUCUUUGGAAGUUAACUUGCUUUAAGGGUAUAAAAGAAGCUUCCACGGCUUUAGUCCUAAACUCAUGUUUGGAAAUGCACUGUAUCUUUUCUAUUAAAGCUCUUUCUCUGAGACAAACUUCUUGCAUGUUAAAUGAGCAAUCAUUAAAGCAGCUUAAUAGAAUGACUUCCUGUUAUGUCGUUCAUGAGGCUCCUGUACGAAGAGUUGCUAUCUUUGGAGGGACUCAUGGCAAUGAGUUAUCAGGGGUAUUUUUGGUCAAGCAUUGGCAAGAGAAUGGAGAUGAGAUUCAAAGAACAGGGCUGGAAGUGAGACCAUUUAUUACCAACCCAAGAGCUGUGAAGAAAUGUAUUAGAUACAUUGACUGUGACCUGAACCGAGUUUUUGAUCCUGAUAAUCUUGGCAGGCAAAUCACAGAAGAUAUUCCAUAUGAAGUGAGAAGGGCUCAGGAAAUCAAUCAUGUAUUUGGUCCAAAAGAUAGUAAUGAUGCCUAUGACCUUAUUUUUGACCUUCACAACACAACUUCUAACAUGGGUGGCACUCUUAUUCUUGAAAACUCCAGGAAUAACUUUACAAUCCAGAUGUUUCAUUAUAUUAAGAAUGCUUUGGCCCCAGAAUGUUGUCCUGUUUUCCUGAUUGAACACCCUAACUUGAAAUAUGCAACAACUCGAUCUAUAGCAAAACACCCUGUUGGUGUGGAAGUUGGGCCUCAGCCCCAAGGAGUUCUUAGAGCUGAUAUUUUGGACAAAAUGAGAAAGAUUAUCAAACAUGGCCUUGAUUUUGUGCACAUUUUUAAUGAAGGAAAGGAAUUUCCACCAUGUACAAUUGAAAUUUACAAAAUAAUGGAAAAAGUAGAUUAUCCCAGGAAUAAAAAUGGUGAAAUUACAGCUGUUAUUCACCCUAGCCUGCAGGAUCAAGACUGGCAGCCACUGAACAAUGGGGAUCCUAUAUUUUUAACUAUUGAUGGAGAGACUAUUAAUUAUGAAGGGGAUUCUACAGUAUACCCAACAUUUGUGAAUGAGGCUGCAUAUUAUGAAAAGAAACAAGCUUUUGUAAAAACAGUCAAAGUAAAACUUACUGCAAAAGUUGCAAAGCCCUUCCUGUUGAGUCCCUACCAGACCCAGAUACUAGCUCACUGAUCCUGAAAGCACCAAAAACGGUUGUCAAGAAUGCAGCCCUGAACAAGGCCGCCUCCUGUCCAUUAUGACAUACAUCGCCAAGGAUCUGCACAAGUUCCCUAAGUAUGUAAGCCGUGAUGGGACGACGGGAAUCCAACCUAGGUCCACCAGUACGCGACCACCCAGCCAAAAACCUUCCAACUAAAAAACCACUGCAAAGAACAGGAUAACCAUUUAGUCUACUGACGAAUGUAAUGGCAGAAAAGCAAUUCGAGAUUGUGGAGGACACCAGUUGACGGUUUGCCAAUGACAGCACGUACCGCAGCUUCUGUUCCUUUGUAAUGGACCAUAUCGCUGACCAGUCUUCCUAAUCCUGAAAUUGCAUGAAAUCAUUAAAACUUCUCUCACAACCCUGCCACGUGCAUGGAGCAACUGAUCUCCGCACCACACUGAAAACCAUUCUACGCCAAGGUUCCAUAGUGCUAGUGGCAUCUGCCUGGGUUCCCGGAUGGCUCCUGGUGCCAACUCCAGAAAUCUGUGGACCUGAAAAUGAGACAAGGCGCGUGCUAUGCCAUUGUCAAUCCCAAAAAGGUUAUGAAGCAAUGUAAUUCCCUGGAGCCUUUCCGGGGGCCAAGCCUCGGGGCAAAACACAUAAAAGGGAUAAGAACCUCCAUUAAACCCAGCCCACCAAUUUGACCUAACACCCUUGCUGGGGUAGUCCCACCGGAGGCCUUAGCCCAUUCCAAUGCUUGAAGCUGGCCCCUUGUACCGGCCUGCCUUCUGUCACUCACGCCCUGUUCAAACAGGGCCUACCUGCAGGUGGCAUUUGUUCUACCCUGUGUCCUAUACCUCCCCUCACCAUUGUGGCAGGAAUGUGCUGUAUGAGACCCAAAACAUGUUUUGCAUGCAUGCCUGAAUGUAUAGAUCCUGCAAAAUCCACUGCUAUAAAGAAAUGUAUGCCUGUGAAUGUAUUGCAUGCCUGCCCAGUGCGGUAACAGCAACUGCUGUGAUUAGAUGUAUGCCACUGAAUGUAGUGCAUGCCCGUCCGAUUAUAUUUAUGUAUCUAACAAAGCCGGGCUUCUCUCUGGGUAAGCUUCAGCUGUAACACAAGCAUAGCUAAGGAAUGCAGCCUUAGCAAGACACCUCUCCCAUGGCUGUCCCCAUGUUUGAGGAACUUACAGGUAGCCUGUAUCAGCCGUGCAAUACCCUGCAUCUGCUUAUGGGGGCGGAGGGGGGCAACUGAGACAGUUUCUGGCUGGCCCAUGUGAUACCCCAUCAUGGGUUUUUUUGUUUUUUGGGGGGGUAAAGCAUCAGAGGAAUCACUUGUGCCUGCAAUCCCCACCUUUGCCACAUCAUUUUGGUAUCAGGAUCCUCAUUUAACUGACCCUGUCCUCAGUGUCUGCCUCAUCUGCAAUCACUUGAGUGGAAUGUCCAAGAACUGGGCAAACCAUUACGCCUUGUGCGGCCUUGCAAAGCUGUGGAAACAACCUCAGAUGCAAUAACCCUGAUUACUUGUAUCAAAUCCCAGCUGACUGUCCCACCAUCAAACGCAGCCAGCUCACUUGCCUGGGUGAGUGCCUCACCUUGAGAUCCUUGCCCAAGCCUGAUAGGCUGCCCUUGGCACUAUCAGGCACUAUCCCAGUCUCCCCCAGCCCCUCGCUCUUGUUGCAAGGAUCCUGCCCGUGGCUCACCCGUCCCAAAUAACUGCACUCCGUCCACCCUGUGCAGGGUUUGAUUCCUCCCCAGUCCCGUCCCAUGACACUAACUGGGAGGGUGAAGCAAAAUUCCAUCCCCUUGCUGUAUCCUGCCCACAGCAGGUAAAACAGAAACCCUGUUCCCUAAACCUCUGUGCACCGCACAGCUGCUAUGAGAGGGGGCCGCACUCCUCCCUCUACUAAUCUGUAUACCAAGGGACAGAAUCUGGCUCCCAGCUGCUUUGCUACUCAACGUCACCUCCCUUUGUGAAUUCACUCUGCUAUACCUGCCUCGCCCCGCCUGAACCAGGGGAAAUAGAGAAUUAAUCUUCCCCCUGUUCCUCCCCGCUCUCAUUGUUCUGUGUCUGCUAGGAGUCAUGCUAGGAUAAAGGCCUGCUUCUCUAUUCCGGAACUGAAGUGGGAGGAGGGCUUUCUCCCUCCUCCCUGCUCUCCUUCCACGUGGGUGCAGUAAUCCGGAACUACUGAAACUUGCUACUAGUUCCUGCCUUUAUCCUGGGACCGAAGUGGGGGGAAGGGUUUGGCUUGCUCACCGCCCUGCUUCGCUUCCAUGUGGAGCCGAGUAGAGCUGAACACUGGAGCCCUCCUGCCUCAGCCUUGGUCUGUGUAAAAAGAAAGGCUCCCGGUCUCGUGCUGCUCCUUUUUAAACGCUGCAUUCCCAGGGGAUGUCAGCGACCACUCUGCUUCUUAUGCAGCAGUUUUCAUCUCCCCCCCCCGCCAGCCAGCUAGCCAGCCAACCAUAAAGCACUGUUCCCUUCACUCGCCAGACCAGCCAAAAAAAAUACCUGCUUAAAGGUGCACUGCGGUCAUUACAUGGAGCAAUUUCAAAUAAAAUGUUUGGCAUAGCGUAUGAUUUCGCAAUUCUUGCAUCCCAGAACUCCUGUUAUUUAUUUAUAUGUAUAAACGAAUGCAAGAACAGGCCCAUAUGUUACAGAAUUGCCACAUCCAACCUGGACACAUAAUUAACCUCACAAAUGUAUUAGAAACGUGUUGUAAAAUCAUUCGUUAAUAAGAUCAGUGAAAGCAUCAGCAACUAACUUCCACUGGAGCCAAUUGAAAAAUAAACCAUUUCCAAGUUGUGAACUCAUUGACAUAAGUUUUUUGUUGAAGGACGAGUUGUAAAUUCUAUCUCUGAUAUAUGAAAAAACAUUAAAAGGAUUCCAUGUGGAGCUUAGCAGGCUGCUGAAACUGUAAUUUAGUGAUUCUGUAUUUGUAGGAACCAAGCCUGAGUAUCACAGAGACAGAAAGAAUGGGGGGCAUGAAUUAACUCUCUAAAUAUUUAUUUUGUCAUAUUGGCAUCAGUCAGGCUGAGAAAGCAUUAAAAACCAUGUGCAUUAUUUUUGAUAGUUGCAGUAACUAACUAUAUCUCUUAAAAACACUAUGCAGUAACAAGUUGAAGGUUGUGUUAAUUACAAUGAAAAAGCAAAGGGUUCUGAUAUUAGCAACCAUCCUCAAAAAUCAGUAUCAGAAAAAUAUUAGUGAUAACAAUAAGAUGCACAUGUCAUUGCACAAGAAAAAUAGCCACAAACAAUUAUUUAAUGGGCCAGAAAACUAUUGCACCUUCCUUUUCCUUUUAGAAGUGAUGUCUUUCUUCUCCCUCUCACUCCCAACCAAUAUUCUUUAUCCUUGCUUGGUGUUUCAAUUGCAGUGUUAAGGCAAUA